UAUCGCUGCACUCAAUAGUUCUAUCGUCCCUCACGCGGACUCCCGUCCGCAGGAGGCUGAAUAAAAUCGCAGGGGUAGAUCGCCUGGACUUGUUUGGCCUGAUGUUUCGAGGGGCAGAGGCGAAGAAGGGCUUUCUUCCGAUCCAAUACCGUUUAGCCGAUGGUCGCCUCUCCGACCAUCUGAAUCCUAAUCAAUCCCGUCUCUCCGAGCAGCAAUCUAAAGAGAAAUAAGAGGGGUGGAAAAAUAGUGGUUGAAAUGGGCGGUAGCGGCGGCGGAGAAAGGACGCCGGAGGGUUCGGAGGAGCAGCAGAAGCGGUCGGAGAUAUACACGUACGAGGCGCCGUGGCACAUCUACGCGAUGAACUGGAGCGUGCGGCGGGACAAGAAGUACCGGCUGGCCAUCGCGAGCCUCCUGGAGCAGUUCCCGAACCGCGUGGAGAUCGUCCAGCUGGACGACUCCACCGGCGAGAUCCGCUCCGACCCGGCCCUCUCUUUCGAGCACCCCUACCCCCCCACCAAGACCAUGUUCGGCCCCGAGCGCGACUGCCUCCGCCCGGACCUCCUCGCGACCUCCGCCGACUUCCUCCGCAUCUGGCGCAUAUCGUCGGAUGACGAAGGCGACGACGAGAACAACAAGAAGAGCAACUCCUCCUCCAAGUCGUCGUCGCGCGUGGAGCUCCGGUCCCUCCUCAACGGCAACCGCAACUCCGAGUUCUGCGCCCCCCUGACCUCCUUCGACUGGAACGAGGCGGAGCCGCGCCGCGUGGGCACUUCCUCCAUCGACACCACCUGCACCAUCUGGGAUAUCGAGCGCGAGGCCGUGGACACCCAGCUCAUCGCCCACGACAAGGAGGUCUACGACAUCGCCUGGGGCGGCGUCGGCGUCUUCGCCUCCGUCUCCGCCGACGGCUCCGUCCGCGUCUUUGACCUCCGCGACAAGGAGCACUCCACCAUCAUCUAUGAGUCGGCUGACCCCCCGGAGACCCCACUCGUCCGCCUCGGCUGGAACAAGCAGGACCCCCGCUACAUGGCCACCAUCAUCAUGGACUCCGCCAAGGUUGUCGUCCUCGACAUCCGCUUCCCCAGUCUGCCCGUCGUCGAGCUCCACCGCCACCAGGCCAGCGUCAACGCCAUCGCCUGGGCCCCUCACAGCUCCUGCCACAUCUGCACUGCCGGGGACGACUCCCAGGCCCUCAUCUGGGACCUCUCCUCCAUGGGCACCGCCGGAGGCAGCGCCUCGGGCGGAGGCGGCCAGCAGGCUGCUGCCGCUGCCGACGGCGGCCUUGACCCCAUACUCGCCUACACCGCCGGGGCCGAAAUCGAGCAGCUACAGUGGUCCUCCACUCAGCCCGACUGGGUUGCCAUCGCCUUCUCCACCAAGCUCCAGAUACUCAGGGUUUGAGAGUCAGACAUACAGAGGAACAAAGAAAGGCCAACAGGUGGGAGGGCAUCCAGCAAGGUUUAGGAAUCCAGUGGAAAACUUCGUGUUACCAUGAUAAUUCUAUUUUUGAGAGUAACUUGCAAUUUUUUGCGAGGGAAGAUUGUAUUUCCUUCAAACUCGUAUUGGCGCUGCUUAACAAAUUCCUUUACCUAUAAGGAUGAGGAAAGGAGAAGUUGAAUGCUUGUUUUUGUCAGUCUUCUGGUGUUUGUGGUGGUUAUUUCAUUCCCUUAACAACAUCAAUUAGCUAUCAAAAAAUUAUGGCAAAUCUCAUAUGGUUAUGAAUAGUAAUGGAUUAUAAGGGUCUAGUUGUGCAUUUAUGCCCUACAAAGUCCAUUUAAAUACACUGCCUAAAGUCAAAAAGGGAUACUAGCAAUUUUAUUUCGUUAUCAGCUUUCCUGAGGAGGUUAGCGAAGUUAUGUCUACAGUUAUUAAAGAUGGGUUGGUGAUGGAGCAAAUGGGGAAGCUAUUCAUUUUAUCCAACAUUAUAGAACUUAAAGACUCUGCCCUUCUUGGACCCUUUCUUUCUUUGAUUUGGCAAAUUAAAUUUUAGGAGGGAAGAAAACUAUAGACUAUGAACUGUAGCUGCAUAUUGUUUCUUUGGCCAACUAGGAUCGCAGCUACUUAAACAUAAUGAGAUUAUUCCAUUAUAAGUAAACUGUUUUAGCUCGAAAUAUUAAGUGUUUUCACUAUGUUCGUUCUCAGUAAAAUAUGUUAUCAACAUAGUGUAAUUUGUUGUGGAUCUUUGUACUCAGGGAUUCAAGUCAUUUGUUCUUGCUAUCGUUGG
Messenger RNA from Phoenix dactylifera (date palm), 2224 nucleotides. The record is from RefSeq and is a predicted model, not a curated record. Lineage: Eukaryota; Viridiplantae; Streptophyta; Magnoliopsida; Arecales; Arecaceae.